Molecule: messenger RNA, 5603 nt
Organism: Acanthoscelides obtectus
Lineage: Eukaryota; Metazoa; Arthropoda; Insecta; Coleoptera; Chrysomelidae
Source: the annotation of a GenBank genome assembly
CGUUUUUUAGGUUUUGUUGACGUUUCACGGAUUGUUUCCACUCAAAAUUUUGAUGUGAUAAUGUUCAAAAUACCAUCUACGAGCAUACAAUAACUCGCAAAAGAAACCUCUGUAUUUCCAACAAAGCGAUGUGACAAAUAUUUUUACCAAUAUUGGCUUGUGUCUUAUGUAAGUUUGUUUUUGAACACCAUGCAAUAACCAGGGAGUGUUAUACACUCCCACAUUCGGAGAUUGUAUAUUUAUAUUAAAUUUUAUCGACUACUCAUUGGUUAUUUUGGACUGACUAUCUCCAAGAUAUCGUUUACGCAUUUCUCUUAAUCCGUUAUUUUAACAUCUCUGUCUUUAAUCAAUAAAAUUCGAAAAACUUUCCUACAGUCAAGAUCUCAAAAUAAUACAAAAUGCGCUUCAAUAAGCAAGAAUUAGUGACUCUGGCGAUGCAACCCUCCACGAAAUUCGAAAAAGAAGGCAUUUUGUAUAUUAGGGAGCGUCAAGAAGGCUUUUUUAGGAAAUCAGAAAGGAAGGAUAGCAAAUCACAUAAACGUGAAAAACGACUUCGAAAUCUCAGCUGUGUAGGGGUCGUUAGCAAAGUAAGUUUAGAACGAUGGUGCAGGCUACGAGGCAACUUGCUAUUUUACUUCAAACACAAAGAUCCAUGGUCAGAACCGCUCGGCGUUGUUGUUUUAGAGCAGUGCCAAGUGAGGAUAGAUCCGCCUAUGGCUUCACCUCCCAUUGCAGCUGAGGGACAGUAUCCUUUCUAUUUAGUGUUUGAUGGUGGGUUGUGUCAAGCGCUAGCCUCUACAUCAGAUGCCGAGCGAUCCAGUUGGAUGGAUGCCAUAAGGCAGGCUAGCUACGAAGGCGUCAGAGCCGAAUUGAACGCUCUUAGACAGUGUAUAGAAAGACGACGGAAUCACAAACCAAAUAUUGAUCUUCAUACUUGGAGGCUUCAACAAAACUAUACAUUUGAUAUUACUGAAGUGCCACUCUGUGAAAUAUCUCUAGCUUGUGAUAACUUGUUGUGCGAUGGUCACGGAAGACCGCCGAAUCCAACGUUGGCAGUGGACGUCUAUAUGUCUUCCUCGAAAGUGUGGGUGCACUAUGGACGAACUGAGAUCGUUGAGCAUACCAGCAAUCCAGUGUUCCUGACAACUGUGCAGUUUCGAGCAUCGGAUCGUCUAUCUUCCUCUACUCCUGUCAGAUUCAGCGCUUGGGACGUUAGAGAACGGGUAUCAGCCACAGCUACGCCCUUAGGUAGCGCUUGUGUGCUCCUAGGGGCUCUGAUGCAGGAACCUGCUAGACUAAGGGUGCCCCUAGCGGGUGUGAAGGCAAACACAUCGGCCGCAACGGCGAGUGGUAAAGGAGCUACUCCAGCUGGGUUCCUGACAAUCGCCGCAUGGCCAGUGGAUGCUGAGGACGGUAGAGGCAGCAGUACGGAACACACUCCUUGUAGACAUGUUAAUAGCACCUCAAGUACUACUAGUACCGGGAACGGCAAUGGAAAUGGGAAUACAACGAAUGGACAGCAGCAGGUAAAGGUGUGGUCCCAUCGACGUUCCCAAUCGUUGCCGCCCAGACUGAGCGUAAAGAUACGUCUUCCUAGUCAAUCUGAACUGAAAAUACUCUUUGCUUCACCUUACGUACAAACCUAUCGCUUCCACUCCGGCUUAGGCGGGGACAUUUGCGUGCACGAGUACAUGGCUGAAAGCAGGCUGUGCUUCUCUUUUCCCAAACAGAUAUUAGAUGUAUGGAUUCAACAAGAAAAAGAGUUGCUUCAAGAGGUGGCAGGUAUGGGCGAGUUACGCGAACCUUGGCAUUCACGUCAAGUAGAGCUACUCGAUCGACACUUGCAUCUUCUUAGGUUGUAUUCGCAAGCUAGAGAAAAUCUAUUAGCGCAUAAGGGUAGUUUCUUCAAACCUAGCUCUAGAAAGACCGAUCGUAGUUUUGAGUUCGUACCUAUCAACCUUCACUUACAACGAAUGUGGGUGUACAACGAUACCUUGAAUAAGUCAGGUUUUUACGAUUGGGUCACUGUAGGCGCGUUCACGGCCCACUCGCACAAAUCGAAAAAUGGAGGCUUGAUUAAAUUAGUGCAGCAGCUUAAGGAAUCACCUAUGAAAUCUAGUACGAAUAAUUGCCAAAUAGCUACGAAAAUAUCAAUGGCGAACGAUGCCAUACAAGCUAUCAAGCAACUGAGGAAAGAAGUAGUUGAAGCAAUGCGUACCCUGAUGAGAUUAGCCAAAGAAAAACAAACAAAUGGAAUGUUACCAAUCUGCGAAGAUAUGAUUAGCAAGACUCGUAUCCUCCUCAGUCUUUGGGACCCCGGAUUAGUUGAGGAGGCCUUAAACUUCAUAGAAGAGUACAAACUAGUCACAAACGAGGACACUGGUGUAAGUGAUGAACUGAUCCUGGACAAACCGAGCCUGGCACUGUCACCGUUCAAACGGAUCACUCAGCAACUGACCUCGCUGGACCUCAAGAGUCCGGACCUGGACGAUUUCGCUACCCCAUGCACGCCAAUGAACGUCAACGACAUUUGGAACGGGAAAGAGACAAGCUCGGCGGAUAGGGAGAAUAAUUUGUUGAAUACUAGCGAAGGGGUGAAGAGCUUGUGCUCUAAUAUGGCUAGUCCCGAUGAGACGAACUUUGUGCUGUUUCCUGAUUGUGAAGACAAUCAAAACGAGCAACAGAAUGAUUCAGAAAAACCCAACAACGCUCCCGGUUCCAUGAUAUCUCCAGAACCGGCUCGGAGGUUUUUGGAUACAAACGUCAUGUGUAAUUCUCCGUCUGCAAAUUACUACAAACCGACAGACGAACCAGAGCCAUGGGACAUCACCCAAUUGAACAUUGAAGCUAGUGUCAUGUGUUUAGUUAGUAAGGUCAAGUUUUUGUGUGGAAGGUGUGGUAGUCCAGCAGUGAGGUUAAAACAAGGCUCUAGGGGGAGUAUAGGGGCAAGGAGGGCAGUUGUAACUGACCAACCUACAGCUCAAAAUGGCGUUGCUGCCACUGAAAUUGGCAAAGAUGCCGAAGCUGUAUCAAAGGCUGUUAAUAAGGUUGUGAGAAAUGGAAAUAAGUUCACAGAUGGUCUAGACUUGAACAAAAUAAACGACUGGGCAGCGGAGCUUAGACCCAGCAUGAGAAAAUUAAGGCAAGCAAUGGACGGUUUGUUAAAAACGGCCCGAUUGACACAUUCUGUCUUCAGAGUGCAAGAGGACCCUAAGGCUGCUCAAAGGGUGUGCAAUGUUAGGUAUAGGAGAGACGUUUGUUUUUCGCAAGCGUUGACGGCACUGGUGACAGGGCUGAUGACGCGCCUAUGGUGCCAUAAAUCAGACCCAACGUUCGUGACCAUUCUGAGCACGUUGGGCCCCUUGGCCGUUUUCGAGGGUCUGCUCAGCUACUACGGUCAUGAAAUCGACAUGUGGGGCGACAUGUCCAUUGCCAUCGAAGAUUUGCGUACAGUGCUGUUCAUCUUGGUCAGGAGUCCUAACCCGGCCACGGAGCCCUAUCCUACGCCUAAGGUUGGGGGCACCAGAACAGCGCUCACGGUGUCACUGCCUGUACCUGACGCUCUAUACAGCCUAAUACCUACAAGGCAAACGUUGUCUUUCCACGUCACUCCGGUAUUUUUCAAUAUCGGAAUAAACGAAAUGGCUACAAUUGCGGAAAGUAUAGGAGCUACAAGGCCACAGGAAAGAUCGAAUAUGGACAAUUUCGAAAGGCUGAACGAAUAUUUUCUUAGGUAUAAAAAAUUGAAUAUCCCCGAAUCCAACGUCUCCUCGGGAAGAAUGCUCUACUGUUCGCCUCAAAUGCGAUCACUGAGCGAACUAAUGAUAGACUUGAAGAGCUCAGUACACAGUUCCAAAGCCAAAAACGUUGAAAUUCUGCAUUUGGCUGCGCAUAUUUGCAGGCUGAUGAAAGGAAUCAGAUUUACCAGUUGUAAAAGUGCCAAAGAUAGGACAGGGAUGUCCAUUACGUUAGAGCAAUGCCAGAUAUUAGCUGAUGAGUACCAUUUAGCUGAGCACGAGUUUCAAAAAGCGUUGGAUUGCAUGCGAAGUGAGGGCUGUCGAAAGGAAAACACGUUAAAGAACAUCGGAGUGGCUAAAUACGCCUUCAAUUCGAUGCAACUAUUGGCCUAUCCCCGAUCGUAUAGACCGCCGCCUGGAACGUACGGUUCAGCACAAACGUAGUCAGUCAAAUCGCACAGAUGUAUACCCAAUUACUUCUUUGUAUGGAAUUCUACAUAUUAUGUGUAAAAAGUUGGUGCCUAAAAUGGAUACCGGUAUUUUUAGAACAACAAUCAUUUUAAAACAAAAUAUAGAAAAAAAUCACAGUUUCGGUAGUCUUAAUAAUAAAUUAGCGGUGCACACACUAGACCAACCAAUCAUUUUUUUCAUCUGGCACGAUUUUUACAUCCAAUCAGCACUGUAAUUAACUUUCCAGUAAAGCAACCCUUCCUUAUGCGGAAUAUUAUUUUUUUAACUUAGUUAUAGAUCUUAACGCAUAGAAUAAAAGUUGGCUGUCGAUAUCCUAGUUCAAGUGCAAUAACACGGUCAGCAAUAGCUGUUUGGUGUUUAUUUACAGUCUUAUCAAAAUCCACACAGACAACACCGCAUACGAUAUAUUUUACUUUUUCAGCUAUUUGUCGGGAAAGUAUUGCGAUAAUGUGGAAGUAUUUCUAAAAUUUUGAUAUAAACCCAAGACGAAAAAGCUUCGUGCGUUUCAAAAACUGAUCCAGUGCCGGCAGAGUCAUGAACAGAAAACAAUUUCAGAACGUUCGGAUUCGAUGUUUGAUCACUUUUACGAGAACGCGAAAAUAUUUUUUGGGAGGUCGAGAUUUUUUCAAAUCUAAACAUAUUCAAAAAGAAUUUAUAGAAUAAUUUACAUUGAAGCAUAAUAUGCAUAAUACUACGCUUAUUGUAUCAAGGAAUAAAAAGCUUUGUAGUUUUUCAAAAUCGGUCCAGUGGUGUGGGCGUGAAGGGCAAAAAAAAAUCAAACUUCGUUUUUUGACGUUUCAAAGGCUCCUGAUCAUUUUUAGAAGAAUAUUGGUAGGAGUUAAAAAUCGGGGGUGUCACUUUUUGGCCGCAGUAUGAUGACAGCAUUGCAUGGAAGGUACAGAGUCAAUCUACUUGACGCCAUUUUUUUAGUAUUCAAGGCUAUUGCUGGCCAUAUCUCUAGGGGCUCUUUGAUAUAUUCCAUAAAUAUUUGCAAUUUUGUUCUACGUGUUGAGAUCCUGCUAAUUCCGAUUUGUAAAAAUGCCAUUUUUCAUAAGGAUUCUGCAUGUUAAUUUACCUAGAUGCAUAAUCUUUCGGUUUUUACUAUUAAUACCACAGUUGAAUUCAUGUAGUACCAACUUAACGGCUGUUGCGAAUAUCCAUACGAGUAUUGAAAAAAAAAAUGAAUUAGAUAAUAUGAAAAAAGUUUUACUUAAAUCAAGGUGCCAAUUACUCUAUAGUCAUAUUUUAUUACUUAUAUGUUAAUAUUUAUUGUUAUUGAUACGUUUUGUAGUUAACAUGUUUAAUAUAUUAUUUACAUUUUUUAUUUAUGUUUAAUAAUUGGUGUAUUUGAAGAAUUAUAGUACACGGGACAUUGUCCUUUCUUUUAGAUAUGUC